Vitis riparia (riverbank grape) is the source of this 1977-nucleotide messenger RNA. RefSeq lists its product as uncharacterized. Gene Ontology annotation, molecular function: transcription cis-regulatory region binding; DNA-binding transcription factor activity. The coding region runs from base 1 to 1977 and encodes 658 amino acids. Gene Ontology annotation, biological process: positive regulation of DNA-templated transcription. The record is from RefSeq and is a predicted model, not a curated record. Lineage: Eukaryota; Viridiplantae; Streptophyta; Magnoliopsida; Vitales; Vitaceae. Gene Ontology annotation, cellular component: nucleus. The transcript has 5 exons.
AUGUCAGACAGCCGUGAGGAUGCCACAACACCACUUCUGUCCUCUGGGAAUGCAACAGCUUUCAAUAUCAGUAGCAGGACAGGAGCUCCUCAAUCCCAGGAGCAGCAAGGCUCAGUUGGAAUUGAGGCUAAAUUCUCAGUGGAAUUGAAAUUGGGCGAUGGCAGGCGACCAGGGUCAAGCCAAAUAAGCGAGAGGGAACCCUUUCCCGGCGAAAAAGGAAAGGCUCCUCCUCAAAAUUUUCCUACCAAGUAUGGUUGGCAAAACCCAAUCCCAUUCAAUAGCUUGAGUCACAGACAAAACUUGGUCCCAGGGACGAAUCCUUUUGCCUAUGCACCCAAUACAAAUGUUCCUACAGGCACUAUUACAGGGGGAGCUAUGCCACCACUGGCUCAUGGCGCCAGAUCAGCAAAUCCUGGUAUGGCCAAUGACCCCAGUACAGGCCACGUUGCAUCAGAUGAAGUUACAACCAUUGAACUCUCCUCUAUUGCAAUGUCCAUAUACGCGGAGCGGAAGGACGAAUUUGAUGUGGUUAUGGCAAAUGUACACCUGCAUAAUAUAACCGACCUUGAUUCUCAUCUCCUUGCAGUGAUGUCCUCUGCGGGUGUCAUGGCUCUUCGGGAUCAAGCCCCACUUGUAGGGGCAUGUCACUUCUAUGAGAAACCCGUUUCUAGCAGCCAACUCAGAGAAGUAUGGCAGCACGUGUAUAGGGAGAGGCUAUCGAAAGAAGAAGGCCGAGGAAAAAAGGUCAAUAAUGGGAAUGAAACUGAACGUGUGCAGAAGGUAGAGGUGCCCGUGACCAGGAAAAGUGUAGGCAUUCAGAUCAGAGAGGGGGGCACCGGCUCAAGUACUCCCCAUAGAAAUGAAUUCCAGGGCAGCGAUCCGAAGGAUAAGAACAAGCAAGUCGUAGGGGAAGUUGGUUCAGGCCAUCAUGGGGAUGCACAGGCUACAGAAACUGAAAAAUCGAGGACGAUGGCAGCUGACCAAAACCAAAGAUGCGGGGAGAGAAAGAGAGCCAACGAUGAUGAUGAUGACAAGGGAGGAAGAAGGAAGAACAAAAGGAGAAUCAACCGUAAACAUUCUCCUUCCAAGGCUGGGAGAGAAAAGAACCAAAAUGGUAGGUCCUCUGAGAAAAAGCAAUCCAUGCGGUGGACUAGAGAGCUUCAUUUCAAGUUCAUAGCAGCCAUCAGUAAACUGGGUGAAGCAAAGGCCAACCCAAAAGCAAUACGGGACUUGAUGAAUGUUCCUAAUUUGAGCCUACGCCAGAUUGGUCACCAGCUGGAGAAAUACAAAGCUCAAGUCCAGAUCAUCAUGGACACAUGCGUCGAUACUCCGCUAUGGGCUCCAUGGUCUCGGAAUGCAUCAACGGCCAAUGUUGGUGGCACAACAGGCGUUCCACAACUACAGAAGCAGCAGGGUGGUUUGGUUAGAACUGAAACUAAUCCACCAUUGCAGCUAUUUCCCCCUGUCUCCCUGCAGCCUGGUUCUCUGAACCUCAAAAUUCCCAACAAUAGAAUUAGACCAGGAUAUUUGGGACCUAACGGCUCAGGUCAUGGAAGGCAUCAAGGAUCAAUCCAAAUAAGGGAGAGGGAACCUCUUCCAACUCCUUUCAUGACGAACGACAAGGGAAAAGGGAAACAGGCUCUGGGUUUCCAAGGCUAUAGUACUGCUCCAUAUGUGCCUCCAGUGCACCAUUGGCAAAGUCCAACCCGGCCUCCAACAUUUACCGGAUUAUCUGAGGAGCAACAUUUGAUGGCAGGGGCGAGUUCCUCUGCGAAUCCACCCAAUUCAAACGUUCCUGCUGGCACUAAUUCUACUCUUGCCAGUGCUUCAGCAAAUCAAAAUAUCUCUGGUGGACCACUUGCAGGUCAUGGUGGAUUCGAUGAGAGCGAUGAUCUGGCUUGGUUGACUGAAUGGCUCAGUAGAUCUCUGAAGGAAGAUGAUACAGGUCCUCCAACUUUUGAUUGGUCGGACAUGUAA